UUUUUCCGCAGGGAAGGAGUGUCCAAAUCAGUUUAAUAUGACGUCGAUGUUUGAUAAUUCAGAUGAUGAAUGGGAUGCGCCUCCUGCGGCCAAGAAGGCGAAUGUUGAUGCUGAAGAACCCCUGAGUCUUUCAUCCCCUUCUUCCACUGGAGUCACUCUCACAAAUGAGCAGAAAAAGCGGAUUGAAGCAAACAGGCAAAAGGCUCUGAUGAUCCAACGCGAACGGGAAUCCAGAGCCAAGAAGGAACAAUGGAAAGCGGAAAAGGCCGCAAAGGUUGCCAAGCAAGUCGAAAACGACAAGCGAAAGGCCGCCAUUUUGUCCCACGCAGAGCGCAUAGUGCAGUACAACGACACUAAACUCAUCGACAGUGGCUCGGGAUUUUUCGUUUCGGAAGGCGACCUGAUUGAAUGCGAGUCUAAAGAGAAACGGGUUGUUCUGACGGAAAAGAAGGCUCCGAUUUUAGCACACGACGGUCAGCCGGAUUGCGAUGAGUGCGGGAAAGGAUUCAGCGCUUCGUACUUGUUCGAGCAUUUCGACGAACCUGUCUGUGACGCAUGUCGGGACAAGGACGAAAAGCACGCAUUGAUCACCAAGACUGACGCAAGGAACGAAUUCCUCUUGAAAGACUGUGACCUCGACCUGAGGGAACCCCUUCUUCGCUUCCUCACUCGCCCGAACCCACACAACCAACGCUGGGGUCAAAUGAAACUCUAUCUCCGGUUACAAGUGGAAAAACGAGCCUUGGAAGUCUGGGGCUCCGAAGAAGCCCUGGAGGAAGAGCACGAGCGCCGCGGCGGCAACAAAGAGCGGACGAAGCAGAAGCGAAUGGAGAAGAAGGUG
Molecule: messenger RNA, 841 nt
Organism: Notodromas monacha
Lineage: Eukaryota; Metazoa; Arthropoda; Ostracoda; Podocopida; Cyprididae
Source: the annotation of a GenBank genome assembly